GCUCCGGAAGCAAAGUGGAGUGCGGCACGGAGGUCAAGCCGGGCAAGAUGGCGGCGCCCAAGCAUCCAGGCUGAGUGAAAUGAAGGACAGGGCUUGCUCCGGAUAGCGGGUCCUCAUGCUGUCCGGCCGUCUUGGACUUUCGCAGGAUAUUUUAUCCAGCAAGUUCAGAAGAAAAAGUCAUGCAGCAAAUGCCAUGCAAAUUUGCAUGUUUAUUUAAGAUCACCAAAACAAGAGGAGUCACAUUUCAACAGUUAAACUCCCUCAAGCGAACAUAUGUAGCACAGAAUAAUAGAACACUCUGUCAGCAAUCAAAAUUGAAGCCAAAAUCGUCUGCAUCACCUUUCCCUGAAGGAGAGCACUUGGCCCUGGAAAAAUCGGUUGUCCGCGAAGUGAGGCCUGUGUCACCUCUUGUGCCGCCUCCUUCUGAGAAACUGGAGAUAAAUGAAGGCCUUGAGUCGACUGCAGUCGCUGGUGACUUAGAAACUGUAGUAGGAACUUCAUCAAAGAAAGAGAAACAAUGGAAAGAGAUGAAACUAAACCUGGAUGAAUUACCAGGAAUUUUGGCACGUCUAUCCAAAAUCAAACUCACAGCCUUGGUUGUUAGUACUGCCUCAGCUGGAUUUGCAAUGGCACCAGUGCCGUUUGACCUGCAGUGUUUCCUGCUUGCCUCCCUUGGAACGGGUCUCUCAUCAUGCGCUGCUAAUUCCAUCAAUCAGUUCUUUGAGGUUCCAUUUGACUCGAAUAUGAACAGGACAAAAAACAGACCCCUGGUGCGAGGACAGAUCAGCCCUCUGCUCGCGGUCUCCUUUGCAGUCUCCUGUGCGGUUCCUGGGCUUGCCCUGCUGACUUUCGGAGUGAAUCCUCUGACUGGGGCCCUGGGAGCCUUCAACAUUGUCCUGUACACGUGCUGUUACACACCACUGAAAAGAAUCAGCAUUGUCAACACAUGGGUGGGAGCCGUGGUUGGUGCCAUUCCCCCCGUCAUGGGCUGGACAGCAGCAACGGGCAGUCUGGAUGCAGGAGCAUUGCUACUGGGAGGGAUCCUCUACUCGUGGCAGUUCCCUCACUUCAAUGCACUGAGUUGGGGCCUUCGUGAAGAUUACUCCCGAGGUGGCUACUGCAUGAUGUCUGUCACUCAUCCAGCAAUGUGCAGGCGGGUAGCUCUGCGGCAUUGCUUUGCCUUAAUUGGACUUUCAUCACUGGCUCCUGUCCUUGAUGUCACCACGUGGACUUUCCCCAUAAUUUCUCUUCCCAUAAACCUGUACAUUUCCUACCUUGGCUUUCGUUUCUACAAGGAUGCUGACCGCAGCAGCUCCCGGAAGUUAUUUUUUUGCAGCCUCUGGCACUUACCGUUGCUCCUCCUGCUGAUGCUAACGUGCAAGAAAUCUUUUUAUGAGAAAGACAACAAAAAGGAGACUGUGAACUGAGAUCGCCAUGUUCUGUUGGGAAAACUAACAUGGCCUCUUGUGAUAACUGGCUUCAGAAGCCAUUAUUCAAACGGGUGUUAUGUCAGCGGUCAUGCAGGGUGGGGAGGUUUAUGCUGCCACUGUACAGAAAAUCUUUUGGUGCCCAGUGAUUGAUUUCAAAUUAAAGGGUGUUGUUUGGGAUACA
This is a messenger RNA of Sphaerodactylus townsendi, 1611 nucleotides long. RefSeq names its product protoheme IX farnesyltransferase, mitochondrial. The transcript is spliced from 7 exons. Gene Ontology annotation, molecular function: protoheme IX farnesyltransferase activity. Gene Ontology annotation, biological process: heme biosynthetic process. Bases 180 to 1427 code for a protein of 415 amino acids. The record is from RefSeq and is a predicted model, not a curated record. Lineage: Eukaryota; Metazoa; Chordata; Lepidosauria; Squamata; Sphaerodactylidae. Gene Ontology annotation, cellular component: mitochondrion; membrane.